Messenger RNA from Daldinia caldariorum, 1491 nucleotides. RefSeq lists its product as uncharacterized. The coding region runs from base 1 to 1491 and encodes 496 amino acids. The record is from RefSeq and is a predicted model, not a curated record. The transcript has 4 exons. NCBI's taxonomy places the organism in Eukaryota, Fungi, Ascomycota, Sordariomycetes, Xylariales, Hypoxylaceae.
AUGCAUCUCACAAGCGCAAAUCAAGACCCUACGCAAUACUCCGACGACGGGGUUGAUAAUGCCGAAAAUGAGGCGGCCGCACAGGAGCCUAACAGUGCCAACGAUUCAACUCCUGAGAACGUUGUUACCUCUACGCGUCUUAAUCCAAGGCACAGUCACACUGUAGCGGCCGAGGACGAAUCAGACCAGCUAGCCGAAAACACCGCAGUUCCUCCUAUGCCAAAUGCAGAGGUCAAUAUCACAGUACUCUCUGGACAAGAAGACAAUGUUCAGGUAGACAUUGAAUUGCAGCAAACAGAAACUAACGCGCCUACACCUGCUUCUACUGGUUCGCCAAGUUCAUCUGCUAGCGAUUUGUCCUCUACCACACUAGUGAAUAGCGAGGACUCGUAUCAAUUAUCUACUGGCGCGUCCAUUGCCGUUUCUCCCGACAUCGCGUCCGAUUCCGCUGGAUCGGAAAUCAAUUCAUUUGGACGUGCGCCAAUAUCCGCACAAUCUUCUACCACCUCGGGUUCUGCCGACACUCCCACAGCAUAUGCAGCGACCGCGGGCUCUUGCGCGUCAGUAUUCUAUUCUCGUUUUGCGGUCCCUCACAGCAUGAGCGGCCGUUCCGCAUCCGUGAAUGGUGCAGCGAAAACGGGAUCUGUAAAAUUUUCAAAUGUGGCCGCCGUUCAGCAUCCGGACGGAACCACAUCUCAGCAGCCUGCGAAUUUGCCUGCGCCUUCUACCCCUUCUUCGACCCCGAUGUCAGAACCGAUCCAACUGCAACCCGACGCGGCGGGCGGUUCGCCGCCCUCUGGUGGACCGCCGCCGCCGCCGCCUCUUGUGGUGCCAGCCGCGGCAGCGCCAGAUCCGAACCCGAACAAUGCUUUUCCACCAGUUGCUCCUCCCUUCGGCCUUCCUGUCGCUACUCCAGUGCAGCCCGUAGGUAUCGUGUAUCCCGUACCGAAUCCUCCUCACCUCGCACCAAACAUCAUCCCUCCGGUUGGACCAGGCUCUGGCCCCGCCAUACCUAACUUCGGCGGUGGUCCUCCUGUCGUUAUUCUAAAUAAUGCCCCUGCUCCCGCUCCUCCCCCGAUCAAUCCCCAACAGCAGCAGCAGCAACCUUAUCUCUGGUUUAACCCGCCGCUGGUAGCUCCUUCAGUGCCCCCUCCGCCGCCCGGUACUCAGGGCUCAUGGUGCUACCCCAGCCCAUCUCCCUUCUGGGCCGGCGCAUCGGCCAACCAGAUAAACCCGCCUCCGCAGUUCUACACAGCGGGACAGGCUUACGUAGCAGAGCCUGCCUACAUCGUGGGCGCAGCACCGCAGCAGCAGGAGCAGCAGCAGCAGCCGCCGCCGCCCCCACCGCCGGCGGGCCGUCCUCCGCCCACUCCUCAGAUCCCGCAGCGCGAUAAGGAUGGUGUCGAUUGGACGCUAUGGAUGGAAAGCGGAAAAGGAAGAGCAAUUAGGGACGGGUAUACCCAAAGGCGCGGAAUAGGACUGCCGCUAUAG